AUGGAUGGAUGGACGACACACUAUCCACCAUCAUCAUCAUCGUUAUCAUCAACAUCAGCAUCAACAUCAUACACACACACCAACUCAUACUCAUACAUCAAUCCAACUUACUACUACUACUACACAUACAUACAACCCAAUCCAAGAUAUAGAACACCUAAUAAACACCUUAUAGAUAAA
Messenger RNA from Acytostelium subglobosum LB1, 180 nucleotides. RefSeq lists its product as hypothetical. The transcript has a single exon. The annotation marks the transcript as partial. NCBI's taxonomy places the organism in Eukaryota, Evosea, Eumycetozoa, Acytosteliales, Acytosteliaceae. The record is from RefSeq and is a predicted model, not a curated record.